CUAUGGAAUGAAAUAUGGCAGAGGAGGCAAACAUGGACGACCGAAGUUAGGACUCCAGAGAGACCAGCAAAACUUUUUAAAAAGUGGAUGCUGGCGUACUCUCGUCCAUUUACGCUUAUUUCAUACCAUUUUCUUUUUUGUUAUUUUGAGGAAUCACAAAAAACCUUUGUAAUGCAUUAAAUAUUUAUUUUUUACUGGAGAAAAGGAAGGGGGGUCUGGCAUCCGCGAGAACCCCCUCAAUAUCCCGAACGCUAUGCCGUGGGUGAGCAGCAGUAAGCGGAGAGAAAGCUCGGAGCUGCCGCUGCCCGCAGGCUGGGAAGAAGCUCGGGAUUACGAUGGCAGAGUGUUUUACAUUGAUCAUAACACCCGACAAACUUCAUGGAUAGACCCGAGAGACAGGAUCACCAAACCCCUGACAUUUGCCGACUGUGUUGGUGAUGAGCUGCCUUUAGGAUGGGAAGUGGUUUAUGACCAGCAGGUGGGGGUUUACUACAUCGACCACAUCAACAAGACCACCCAGAUCGAGAACCCGCGGACGCGAUGGCGCCAGGAGCAGGAGCGCAUGCUGAAGGAGUACCUGGUGGUGGCGGAGGAGGCGCUCAACGCCAAGAAGGAGAUGUACCUGAUAAAGCAGCAGCGUCUGGAGCUGGCACAGAAAGAGUUCCUGCUCUUCCACGAGCUCGGCGAGGAGGACGGUCGCUCCGUCAGCAGCACAUUCUCUGGCUCCACUUCAAAUGCAAAAUAUGACCCUGACCAAAUAAAAGCGGAAAUCGCCAGUAGGCGGGAGAGGGUCUCCACGUUGAAGCAGGAGCUGGCCCAAGUGAAGCAGGAACUGCACUACAAGGAAAUGGGAGUGGAGACCCUACAGGAGAUCGACAGGAAGAUGUCCUGCAGUCAGACCAGUUACAAGCUGGACGAGGCCCAGGCCAUCUUCAACGAGCUGCGCAGCAUCAAGAAAUCCAUCAGCACAGGCGAGAGGGAGAGGCAGGACCUCAUCCAGAGCCUGGCUAAGCUGACGGUGAACUUCAGCGACUCCCUGCACGACCCCGCUGGCACCCCCGGAGCACUGGGGGAGCCCUGCCUGCUGCAGUGUUACCGGGACACGGGCUGCCAGACGGACAUCAUGGGAGAGCUUUAUUCUCAAGAUUCCUCGCCACUGGUGGACAAAGUGAGACUGAACUGGCAGUAUGAAGAAGCCAAAAAAAAGGUGUCCAGCAUCCAGCACCAGCUGGCGCAGAUGGAGAGCGAGAGCUGGCCGGGCCGAGCCGAGGCGGACCGGGACCGGGACUGUCUGCAGCUGCUGCGUGAGAAGGAGGCUCUGCUGCAGGAGAUAACCCUCCUCAGCCAGCAGCAGUGCCCCCUGGAGUCUCUCCUCCAGCUGGAGGACGAACGGCAGAGGCUCGAGGAAGAGGUGCAGAGGGCCCACGCUGUCCAGAGCCAGGGGGCCAGCCAAAGGAUUCUGCAGCAGGAGAAGAGGAACGUGCUCCUGAGGCAGCUGGAGGAGGCGACGCGCAUCACCACCUACCUUCACUCCCAGCUGAAGAGCCUGUCGGCCAGUAAUCUCACCGUGUCGUCCGGAAGCAGCCGCGGCUCCUUGGCCUCCAGCCGCGGCUCCUUGGCCUCCAGCCGGGGUUCCCUCAGCUCCGUCAGCUUCAGCGACAUCUACGGGGUGCCCCCGUACGAGCGCCCCGAGUGCGCGGGGGACCCCGACCCGCACCUGCGCUACCUGCUGCCUCCCGAGGCCCUGUCCCGGGGCGCGCCGGGGUACGGCGCCGAGCCCCUGAGUCUGGGCAAGGCCAAGCGGUGCCAGGACACGCCGCAGUCCCUGGCCUCGCUCUCCUCCCGCUCCUCGCUCUCCUCCCUGUCGCCGCCCAGCUCCCCCAUGGACACGCCCUACCACUCCGCCUCCCAGGACUGCCCCCUCACCCAGAUGACGGAGGAGUACAUGGAGCUGGCGGGGCGGGGCAUCCUGGAGGGCCUCAGGGGCCCCGUCCAGGCGCCUGCCCAUGCCCCCGUGCCCGGCGACGUGGGCUCGGGGGCCCCCGCGGCUGCUCACCUGCUUGAAGGAAAGAACCAGAGGGACGGUGGCCCCCAGGGGCCACUCAGCAUGGCAGGCGUCACCCUACGCUGUAACAGUGCGAAUCGGACAGGCCGCAGGACCAGGAGGAUGUCAGCAGGCUUGUCAGAUGAUGCUCUGGCCACAGACAGUGGGGUCUUUGAAGCCUGGAGCAAAAGAGCGGAGGACAUCGAGGAGGUGUCGUACGCCAACGACGUCUCUGUGGUGGAGCCUCCCCUGAUCCAGCUGGGCCUCCUGUAUGACGGCAGCAGCGAGUGCCUCCUCCUGCACCUCCUGCAGCUGAGCAACUUAAACGGGGCCGUGGUGAAGGACGGGCGCCGAGUGUACGUGAAGGCGCACCUGGUGCCGGUGGAGGUGGGCCGCGCCUGCCCCUGCUACUGCAGCAGGGCCCUGGAGCCCCAGGCCACGCUCGGCUUUAACGAGGGCUUCCGCGUGCCCCUCCCGCCCGCCGCGCUGGCCCUGCGCAGCCUGCAGCUCUCGCUCUGCGCCCUGGGGCCCCCGGAGCACGAGGACCUGCUGGGAGUGGUGCAGGUGGCGCUGGCUGACUGUGAGGGCAGCUCAGAGAUGGCGGUGCAGUGGCACAGGCUGCAGAUGCUGGGCGGGGCGGAGCUGCAGAGGGCGGAGCCGGGCCGGGUCUCCGAGGGCAACCUGGCCACCCUGCCCGACAGGGCCGGGGAGGACACCAACACCAGGGAGGACUCCGUGUCUGCUCUGCUGUCCUGUGCCGCUCCACGGCUGCAGAGGGGCAAGCUGGAGCUGAGCGAGGAUGAGCUGCAGGAGCUGGAGCAGAAGGAGGAGCAGGGCGAGGCCAUAUCCGAGAGGAGCUGGCAGGCGGAGUCUGUGGACAGCGGCUGCAGCAACAGCACGGCCUUCGUCACGCCCUGUCCGGAGGGCCUGUGCGUGGAGGGCAUCUGCUCCGCCACCGGGGGGCGCUGCGGACGGCCCGGCAGCAAAACUCCCGCCGUGAAGGUGGAUAAGGAGACCAACACGGAGGGCCCUUUCCCUGAGCCAAUCACGGUGCGACCCAAGGAGAGGGGCGGGCGCUGGGGCCACGCCCCCCCUUUUGUGCGCAGCAGCACCAUCGUGCGCUCCCAGACCUUCUCCCCUGGAGCCCGGAGCCAGUACGUCUGCAGGUUGUACCGCAGUGACAGCGAUAGCUCAACUUUACCAAAAAAGUCGCCGUUCGUCAGGAAUACGCUAGAAAGGAGGACUCUUCGAUACAAACAGCAGUCGUGCAGGGCCUCUCUUGCGGAGCAGUCCACGCGCACGUCUCUGGAUCUGGAGCUGGAUCUCCAGGCCUCCAGGACGCGGCAGCGGCAGCUGAACGAGGAGCUGGGCGCCCUGCGGGAGCUCAAGGUGCAGCUGGAGGAGGCGCACGGCCGCGACGCUGCAGAGCUCCCCCUGUGGGCCCUGAGAGACGAGCGCUUCCGCAGCCUGCUGCGAGAGGCAGAGAGACAGGCCCGGCAGAGCAAGCUGGAGCAGCGGCAGGAGGAGGCGGUGGAGAGGAGGCUGAGGAAGGCAUCCAAAGAGAUCCAGCAGAUGAGGGGGCAGAGCCAGAAGGAGCCACUCCCAGUGCAGACCUUCAGAGAGAAAAUGGCUUUUUUCACAAGGCCAAGAUUCAACAUACCUGCCCUGCCUGCCGAUGACGUGUGAGAGGGCCCGGGCUCUGAGGUCACCUGUUCGCAUAUGAAGUAUUCUGUCUUGUCUUUUUGUGUUCCAACUCCAUGAAGUAAUUGUUACAAGAACUGUAGUUUCACCUCUUCGUCAGCCAAGAAAACAAAGCUAUUGAUCGAAGAUGGCCGAGACAAAACUGUGUGUGUGUGUGGAUAUGCUUAUAUAGGAUAUACACAUACAUGCAUAAUUCAUAUUGUGUAACUAUUGAUAACAAUGGCAAGUUUUUUUUGUCCUCAUUCAGAAAAAAAUGCUAUUUUACAAGAGAACAAAAUAUCUUAGACGUGUACAAUAUAUUUGAUGUUUGUAUGCUUACAAAAGGCUGGAAGACGGGAACAAAGUCAGUUUAGACAAAUUCACUGUACUGUAACUUAUUUUAUAGUGUGCUUUCCUUGAAGGAAAAAACUUCCCGCUUUAAUGCAUAUUUUUAAGGCUUAAAACAAAUAGCACUUCAGUGUUCUGACAUACAGUGGAAUGGAACAUUUGGCUGAUUUUGUUCCUGUUACCUGAUUCUGAAAAGUUAUUUACAUCAAAAUUUGUCACUUUUUUUAAUCCACUUUUAUUAUGUGUCAUUCUUCUUUGUUAUUAUUAUUAAUAUUAAUUAUUACUUGUACUUUACAAUAUAAAUAUAUAUGAAAAGGUGUAUUCAGAACUUUUAUUAAAUGUCUGUAAUGCGGUAACAUCUUCAGUGUUUGUCACUGUUGUGAAGAUCACCCAUUAAAUGGUCAAAGCAGU
Molecule: messenger RNA, 4483 nt
Organism: Anguilla rostrata (American eel)
Lineage: Eukaryota; Metazoa; Chordata; Actinopteri; Anguilliformes; Anguillidae
Gene: wwc3
Product: WWC family member 3
Exons: 23
Coding region: 254-3730 (1158 amino acids)
Biological process (GO): regulation of DNA-templated transcription; negative regulation of organ growth; cell migration
Cellular component (GO): cytoplasm
Molecular function (GO): kinase binding; molecular adaptor activity
Source: RefSeq, a predicted model, not a curated record